Quercus lobata is the source of this 2810-nucleotide messenger RNA. It is a transcript of the gene URE, whose product is annotated as urease. The coding region runs from base 170 to 2683 and encodes 837 amino acids. Lineage: Eukaryota; Viridiplantae; Streptophyta; Magnoliopsida; Fagales; Fagaceae. The record is from RefSeq and is a predicted model, not a curated record. Gene Ontology annotation, molecular function: urease activity; nickel cation binding. The transcript is spliced from 19 exons. Gene Ontology annotation, cellular component: urease complex. Gene Ontology annotation, biological process: urea catabolic process.
CUCAAACUUCAAACUUGUACCUUCCUUUAAGCACUCACUUCUCUGUUUUCUCUCUCUAGCAACGAUCGCACUAGCUCAGAUCACUUUUUUUUUUUUCCUAAUAGUGCUCUGAUUACAACUGCGACAGUUGCAUUGACUUAAGAGAGAGUUGAGAGUGAGAAGUGGGAAAAUGAAACUGGCACCGAGAGAGGUUGAGAAACUGAGCCUACACAAUGCUGGGUUCUUGGCACAGAAGCGUCUUGCUCGUGGUUUACGCCUCAAUUACUCUGAAGCUGUGGCACUCAUAGCCACUCAGAUUUUGGAGUUUGUACGCGAUGGUGAGAAAACGGUUGCAGAAUUGAUGGAUAUUGGGAAACAACUUCUAGGAAGGAGACAAGUUCUUCCAGCUGUUCCACAUCUUUUGCAUAUGGUACAGGUUGAAGGGACCUUUCCUGAUGGGACUAAAUUAAUCACUGUUCAUGAUGCAAUUGCUAGUGAAAAUGGAAAUCUGGAGUUAGCUUUACAUGGUUCAUUUCUUCCAGUUCCUUCAUUAGACAAAUUUCCUGAUGUAGAAGACAAGAAAUUUCCUGGUGAAAUAAUAUAUGGAGAUGGAAAUAUUACACUUAAUCAUGGAAGGAAAGCAGUAAUCCUCAAAGUUGUCAACACUGGAGACAGGCCAGUUCAGGUUGGCAGCCACUAUCACUUUAUUGAGGUGAAUCCCUACUUGGUUUUUGAUCGAUGGAGAGCAUAUGGCAUGCGCCUGAAUAUACCUGCAGGGACAGCUACACGGUUUGAGCCUGGGGAAGCUAAAUGUGUAAUUCUUGUAAGCAUUGGAGGUAAUAAAGUGAUCAGAGGGGGAAAUGGCAUUGUUGAUGGUCUGGUUGAUCAUGCUAAUUUCAAAGUCAUCAAGGAAGCUGUAAACUUGAGAGGUUUUGGAAAUCUUGAAGCAACAAAUGCUAGUGAAGGUGUUACUGGAGAAGAUUCUGCUUUCACAACUGUUAUCUCUCAUGAGGCGUAUGCCAAUAUGUAUGGCCCUACCACUGGUGACAAAAUUCGGCUUGGUGAUACCAAUUUGUAUGCUGAAAUUGAAAAAGAUUUUGCUAUUUAUGGUGAUGAAUGCGUCUUUGGAGGUGGGAAAGUUAUAAGAGAUGGAAUGGGCCAGUCAUGUGGGCAUCUACCAGCUGACUCUUUGGAUACUGUUAUAACAAAUGCUGUGAUCAUUGAUUAUAGUGGAAUCUUCAAGGCAGAUAUUGGUAUCAAAGAUGGUCAUAUUGUUUCCCUUGGGAAAGCAGGCAAUCCAGAUACCAUGGAUGGUGUAUGUAUGAAUAUGAUAAUUGGGGUUAACACAGAGGUUAUUGCGGGAGAAGGAAUGGUUGUUACUGCAGGAGGCAUAGACUGUCAUGUCCACUUCAUAUGCCCGCAAUUGAUAUAUGAAUCAAUAUCAAGUGGAAUCACAACACUAGUGGGAGGUGGAACAGGACCUGCUGAUGGAACACGUGCUACAACUUGUACUCCAGCACGAUCACAAAUGAUGUUAAUGUUGCAAUCAACUGAUGACAUGCCCCUAAAUUUUGGUUUUAUGGGAAAAGGGAACAGUGCCAAACCUGAGGAGCUACAUGAAAUAAUUAGAGCCGGGGCAAUGGGACUGAAGCUGCAUGAGGACUGGGGAACUACUCCUGCUGCAAUAGACAAUUGUUUGACUGUUGGAGAACAUUAUGACAUCCAGGUUAAUAUCCACACUGACACCUUGAAUGAAUCGGGAUUUGUAGAACACACUAUUGCUUCAUUUAAAGGAAGAACUAUUCAUGCCUAUCACAGUGAAGGUGCUGGUGGUGGUCAUGCUCCAGAUAUCAUCAAAGUGUGUGGUGUGAAACAUGUCCUGCCAUCAUCUACAAACCCCACGCGGCCUUAUACUUCCAACACUAUAGAUGAGCAUCUUGACAUGCUGAUGGUCUGCCAUCACCUUGAUAAGGACAUUCCAGAAGAUGUAGCAUUUGCUGAAUCAAGGAUUAGAGCUGAAACAAUUGCUGCAGAAGAUAUUUUGCAUGAUAUGGGGGCAAUUAGCAUCAUAUCUUCUGAUUCCCAAGCUAUGGGUCGCAUUGGAGAGGUGAUAAUCAGAACUUGGCAAACCGCCCACAAAAUGAAGUUACAAAGAGGGCAGAUUGAUGCUAGUGAACCAGACAAUGACAACCUUCGUAUCAAACGAUAUAUUGCAAAAUACACUAUAAAUCCAGCAAUAGCUAAUGGGCUUUCUCAAUAUGUUGGUUCCGUUGAGGUUGGGAAAUUAGCUGAUCUUGUUUUAUGGAAGCCGUCUUUCUUUGGGGCAAAACCAGAAAUGAUAAUAAAAGGUGGUGCAGUUGCAUGGGCUGAUAUGGGUGAUCCAAAUGCAAGCAUUCCCACACCUGAACCGGUAAUGAUGAGGCCUAUGUUUGGAGCAUUUGGCAAGGCUGGAAGUGCUCACUCCAUUGCUUUUGUCAGCAAGGCAGCUUUAGAUGAUGGAGUUAAGGCCAAGUAUGGACUCAGCAAAAGAGUAGAAGCUGUUGGCAAUGUCAGGAAACUAACCAAAUCUGACAUGAAGCUCAACGAUGCCCUUCCAAACAUUACAGUGGAUCCAGAGACAUACACAGUGACAGCAGACGGAGAAGUUCUUACCUGCACUGCAGCCACCACGGUUCCUCUUUCUCGAAACUACUUCCUCUUUUAAGGCAUUGAUAAUAUGUCUAAGCGUCUAUCAUUUUAUGUAUUUUAAAGUAAAUUUAGCAAACUGAAACAAAUAAUAAUCCUUCCAAAUAUGAAUGAAAUAGCACUCUCGUAAUUGUGGUCUUUGACUA